Erpetoichthys calabaricus (reedfish) is the source of this 1042-nucleotide messenger RNA. It is a transcript of the gene hdhd2, whose product is annotated as haloacid dehalogenase-like hydrolase domain containing 2. Gene Ontology annotation, biological process: dephosphorylation. NCBI's taxonomy places the organism in Eukaryota, Metazoa, Chordata, Cladistia, Polypteriformes, Polypteridae. The record is from RefSeq and is a predicted model, not a curated record. The coding region runs from base 180 to 959 and encodes 259 amino acids. The transcript has 7 exons. Gene Ontology annotation, molecular function: phosphatase activity.
CAGGCGCAAGAAUGACGUCAUUACCAGUGCGACAGAAACAAAGUAGCUUCGCGAAUCACAUUUAUCAAAUGACAGAAUUCACUCCUAGAGCAUUGACUGAGUUCUGCAAGUAGAGAAAACUUAAAUACACUGUUUGGGGAGCAGACGUACAGGAUCACAUGCCCUAAAGUCAGUACUGUAUGGCUGGCCGUCGUGCUUUGAAGGCCGUGUUGGUGGAUCUCAGUGGCACUCUGCAUGUGGAAGACUCGGCAAUCAAUGGGGCACAGGAGGCUCUUCAACGGUUGAGAAGCUCCUCUCUUGAUGUGAGAUUUGUGACAAACACUACAAAAGAAUGUAAAAGAACAUUGUUCGAAAGACUGAAAAAGAUGGAGUUUGGUAUCAGUGAAGAUGAAAUUUUUACAUCUUUGAGUGCAGCAAGGAGUUUGGUGGAACAGAAACAGCUCAGACCCCUGCUUCUGGUCGAAGACAGUGCACUAGAGGAUUUUGAAGGGAUUGAUACCAGUGAUCCCAAUGCAGUUGUAAUUGGAUUAGCCCCUGAGCAUUUCAACUAUCAAACAAUGAACAGAGCAUUCCGGUUAAUUCUUGAUGGUGCUCCACUGAUUGCAAUCCACAAGGCUAGAUACUAUAAGAGGAAAGAUGGUUUAGCCCUGGGACCUGGGCCUUUUGUGACUGGUCUAGAAUAUGCUACUGACUGCACAGCCACAGUCGUGGGAAAGCCAGAAAAAACUUUCUUUCUUGAGGCUCUCCGAGGCAUUGGAUGUGCUCCAGAGGAAGCCAUUAUGAUUGGUGAUGAUGCAAGAGAUGAUGUUGGUGGAGCACAAGCAGCUGGAAUGCAGGGAAUUCUAGUAAAGACUGGAAAAUACAGACAAGGAGACGAAGGAAAAAUAAAUCCAGGACCUUACGUGACCUGUGAGAACUUUCCACAAGCAGUGGAUCACAUACUGGAAAAUUUGAGCUAACCGUUGUCGUCAAAAUUGUGCUGAUGUUGGAAUGUGAUAAUGGCAAUGCCAAUAGAAAUGAAUAAAUUAAUGAUUUUAAGUUA